AUGAUGGGCCGAGCUCAGGGCGACAACGAAGAGGAAGCCAUGCACGAGACCACGACAGAGUGGCUCACGGGGAGGAUACCGAGCGAGAAGCCGGUCCGCUUCCAGUGGCGCCGGAAGGCCUGGAGCAUGGCGCCGUGGAUCAUCGCGGCGCCGCUGGGCAAGACGGAGCGCAAGCUCCCAAAGGUCAACUCGACGUCGUACCUGAACGGCCUGCGCGGCGUGGCGUGCCUGAUCGUCUUCAACUACCACGUCGCGAUCCUGUGGAACCCGAUGCAAAAGAAGACCCUCGGCAAGGUGCCGCUGUUCAACGUCGGGCUGGCCGGACACGGCGCGACCAUGGUCUUCUUCGUGCUCUCGGGCUUCGUCCUGUCCUACUCGCCGCUGUCCAAGAUCUCGUCUGGCGGCAACGACUCGGCCCUCCUGACCUCCCUCUGGUCCUCCAUCAUCCGCCGCGGGUUCCGCCUCUUCACGCCUCUGGUCGCCCUCGCCUUCAUGUUCGCCUUCGUCACCUUCUUCACGUCCAUGUACGAGGACUCGAAGCAGCUUCCCUACGCGCAGACCGACCCCAAGACAGUCGCCGACUUCUUCCUCAACAUGGAGAGCUAUGCGCGCAUGGUCUUACGCCUCAUCAACCCCUUCACCUGGAAAAUAGUGCAGCCCGCCACGCUCGAGCAGGCCUGGACGCUGCCCUUCGAGUACCGCGGCUCGCUGAUCGUCUUCCUGCUGUGCAUCGUCUGCUCGCGCCUGACGUCCCGCUGCCGCAAGCUCUUCCUGCUCGCCUUCGCCCUGUUCGCCCUGCACUACGUCCGGUGGGACGUCUUCUGCUUCACGGCGGGCAUGGGCCUGGCCGAGCUGCGCUUCUGCCCGCUGUUCGAGUCCCAGCCCGAGGCGCUGCCCCGCUCCGCGGCCGACGUCCCGGCGCGGCCCUGGGCCCGGCUCGCCCGGCACGUCAAGGUCCGGUCCGUCCGCUCGGCGGUCGCCCUGCUGACGCUCGUGCCGGCCGUCGUCGUCUGCGCGUGGCCCGAGUCUGGCGCCACGCUGGGCGUGGAGCCCUACGCGUCCAUCCACGCCACCUUCACGCCGGCCCAGUACUCCGGGAACGACAUCGACUUCCUGUACGCCAGCGUGGGCGCCGUCGGCGUGCUGGCCUCGCUCGAGUCGCUGCCGUCGUUCCAGUGGCUGCUGAGCACGGCGCCGUUCCGCUACCUCGGGGAGAUCAGCUUCGCCUUCUACCUGAUGCACCUGCUGCUGAUCACCACUGUCAGCGCGCCCACCUUCCUCUUUCUGAUGGACGUGUUGGGUUGGAGCUUCCAGCCUUCCUAUGUGGUAGUGUGGAUCCUCGCGGCCGCCGGGACGUGCAUCACGGCGGACUGGUUUUGGAGAGCCGUGGAUGAGACGAGUGUUCGCAUGAGCCGGAAGAUUAGUGACUGGGUGAUUGCUAAGCCAAAGGAUACUGAGCCGGCGUAUCAUGCGCUUUAG
Messenger RNA from Diaporthe amygdali, 1479 nucleotides. RefSeq lists its product as uncharacterized. The record is from RefSeq and is a predicted model, not a curated record. The transcript has a single exon. Lineage: Eukaryota; Fungi; Ascomycota; Sordariomycetes; Diaporthales; Diaporthaceae. Gene Ontology annotation, cellular component: membrane. Gene Ontology annotation, molecular function: acyltransferase activity, transferring groups other than amino-acyl groups. Gene Ontology annotation, biological process: polysaccharide biosynthetic process. The coding region runs from base 1 to 1479 and encodes 492 amino acids.